Porites lobata is the source of this 4463-nucleotide messenger RNA. NCBI's taxonomy places the organism in Eukaryota, Metazoa, Cnidaria, Anthozoa, Scleractinia, Poritidae. The record is from the annotation of a GenBank genome assembly.
CAUCUCUUACUUCAACGAUGACAUCCAUAUUUAAAGUUUGUUUUUAUAUCUUUCUUUUAAACCUCGAACUUGGCAUUAUUCAUGGCUCGGAAGAAAAACCGACUAAAGGCGAAACUUGUUCCGUCGGUGAUGGGCCAUCGACAGGGCAUGAUGAGGAAAAUCCUUGCUUCAAAGACGGCCAGCUGUACUCGCCCUCAAGCUUUGCACUGAUCCGGCGGGAAGGUAAAGCAUUGAACCACGUUGAAACAAUCCAAGUGGAUGGAGACAAAAGCGUACAGCUCAUUACUAGGAGCUUGAAACCACCGAUAUUUGAAAUCCCAGAUUUUCUAAGCAGCGAAGAGUGCGAUCAGUUGAUAAAACUUGCAAAGAGAGAAGGUCUGGAAGAAAGCAAGAUCACCAAAACAAACACCGUUACGUGGGAAAAUGUGAAUGAUACGUUAAAUGAAAAAGAAAUGCAAUUUUAUUGUAAAAGCAUUGCACGAUAUGAUUCGAACAAGGACAACAGUAUUUCUCUGAUCGAGUUUUCGAGUUACGUGUAUCGCCUACUCAGGAUUCUUGUUGAUUUGAACGACCUAUGGACAGUUUACAGAGAAUUACUUGCAGAGGAGGCCAAAACAAUCACUUAUGAGGACUGUAUGAAGGCCAACCGCACGCGCUUUGUGGAGUUCGUCUACCAGCUACUAAACAUAAAACGCUUACCGUAUUACAAGACUCGAUACAGUCAACAUUCCUGGGUAGCACUGAGCGACAACGAUCCUAUUUUAAAAUCCGUCAAGAGUAGAAUCGCUGAGGUUACCCAGAUGUCUGUAUGGCAGAUUGAUCACAGCGAGCCGUUACAGGUAUUUAUUUCAGUUUUUAUUUUCUCUUUUCACGUAUACAUUUCACAUCCACACUCGAGAGAUUAAAAUUCUAGUCAUUCUACCCUGCCAUAUAUCAUAGUUCCCACCCUUUCCAGCGCGCGACCCUAGAAGGACUUCGUGCGUGGGAGUAGCCUGCGUAGCAUGGCGGUUUUGUCGAGCCGGGCGCACGAGUGGCGAAGCCGCGAAAUUCGCGCGCGAGAACGAGCGGCAAAGCCGCGAGAAAAAUAAAAACCCCAAUCUCCUCGAGGUUUCUCUGCCCUCGCCCUCCUUUAUUACUUAGCGCGCCCAACCAAAACCGCCAUGCUACGCAGGCUAGCGUGGAGGUGCGUGGGAGCAAGCUCUUUUGGCCGGUUCAUUGGCCUCUCAAUCAACUCCGGAAAGACGCUCGAAAUCGCGAGAGGGGAAGACAACUUUUGACUGGCUGUUGAGACACUGUUUCGUUCACACUCAAACGCAAAAGAGUUGGGCAGCCGAGAACACCAAUCAGAACUGGAACAUCAAUGGAGGAAUAGCCUGGGAACGCAGACUUAUUUCCGGUCGUUGCUUCUCUGUCUUCUCUCUACCUUCUCUACGGAUGGAGAGAAGGAAAUGAAAAAGGGAAGAGGUCCGCCUGACCACAGAUUAGGCGAGAGAGCGCUCUCCCUCUCUUCCGCUUCCCCUUCAAUUCCUCCCCCCCAUUUCCUCUGCCGCUCUCGUUGUCGCGCCACCCUCCACGACCUGAACGCCGGGAACAAGCUAAUCCCUUCGCGUCAUGCGUCCUUGUAAGAGAACUUAGAAAAAAGGACUUAUUUCUUAAGCUUGUGAGUUGGUAGCUCACAUGGAUGGCGUUUGCAUGCAAUGGAGGGGGAAAAAGGGAUUUAGUAGCCGGGUCACCGUAACAGUCCCCCAGCUUCCUCCAUGAUAGAAAGACCCCACCACCGGGGUCUACGAUCUCUUCUCUUUUCUAACACCAGUGUGGGUUCAAUUACGUCCCCUUACAGUAUAAAGCAGAUAGGGAGCUUAAGCAACAGCGUUUUUGAGCGACGGACGUCAACCGGAAGUGGACUUUUUGCAGCGUUGGGCUGUGGUUUGGUUGAAACCCUCAGGUAAAUCGUCUUUAUGGGAGAAAAGAAACUCAGCAAUACAAAUUUGGUAGUGUCCAGGCGUAUAAAAAGGGAAAAGGCCUCACUUCCGGUUGACGUCCGUCGCUCAAAAACGUCUUUGCUUAAGCUCCCUAUUAGCUAAGGCCGACGGCUUAACGUCACCGUCCAGUGACGUGAUCAUCUCAACUGAGACAAAAUCUGGAAUCACAACCAGCAUGUUCUAACCAGCUUUUGAAAGACCCUGCUUGUUGGUCCGGCCGGGAUUUGGAGUUCAGCGUUCGGUGCCGGUAGACCAACGCCCUCCCAACUGCGCCAACCGUGAACUCGUGCAAUAGUUGGUGAACUUAAGUGUAAUUUAUGAACUGAGUUGUCCUUACUGAACUAUAUUGUCUUUAUUGAACUAUAAAAACAAACAAGACGUCCGUGCCCGAUUCGUUCCCUUUCUAGUCUUUCUAAAGCUAGUGAGUAAUAAAAAAAAGUCAUCAAGGCGCGCUUUGGUAGAAAAUUAGGCCAGACAAAACAGUGGUGCUUUGAUUAAAACAAUUCUACAAUUGUUCUUUUUUACUUUCACAGGUCGUGUAUUAUCACAGAUCUGGACACUAUCACGCCCACUACGAUUCCUCCGUAGCUGAAAAUGUAAAGGAAAAAAGAUGCUGUCAGAGGAAUGAAGACAGGGACACUACAUCAUGUCUUCUAUGUAGGUAGGUCGGAAUUCUCUGUACUUUAUAGUCACACAGAUGACUCCCACAGCGGCGUUUUUUUUUUUUGCUAUACCGUUUUGUUUUGGUUGUGGGAGUAAUUUUUUGGUGUGAACGUGUUUAUCCCGGGGGGGGGGUUACUCCCUUAUGUUUGCCUUAUAGACAUCUGCGCUGCCCCAAAGGGUAUGGUUUUUGCGUUGUUUUGGUCUGAAAACGGUUGUAGACUUUGCCUAUUUUUGUCUAAAUUCGGUUUUAGUUUUCGAGGGGAUUCGGGAGUACUUGGAAGUAUUUGUCGUUUCAACUUUAAAUGAAUAAGAAAGAAAAUGUGAAUAUGAGUAUUCGAAAUGUAGUUUUUGAAAGAAAUCUUUUUGUUGGCGUUCUACUGAAAACAUAAUUGAUGCCUACGCUAGGUCUGAAAACCGGUAUGGAUUUUAGAGGCCACAUCUGAAAAAGGGUGUAGAAAAUGAAGUACAAACAUUAACCACAAAGGACUGCAAAGGACCGCAAACGAAUGUGCCGAAGAACGUAGGAUCUAUAAAGACCUGAUCAGCAAAAAUGAAAAGUAGACAUAUUAAAUCCUGCAAGCAGAAUACUGCAAUGGUGAUCGUACCACGUGAAAAUUAACUCUGCAAGAUAUCAACACGACACCGAAAGAACUCAAAACAGAGCGGGAUUGUAGCAAUAGACAGCUGUUUAUGGCUACAAUCCCGCUCUGUUUUGAGUUCUUUCGGUGUCGUGUUGGUGUCUUGCAGAGUUAAUAUUCUGUAGAAAAUGACAAUUUUUGGUCUGUAUAGGGUCAGGAUUUGGAGAAACAGGCGGCACUCCCCCACCACGAAUUCCUAGGUAGACUCUCCCUCGGGGUGUUUGUCCUCUCUGAGCCAAGUAGAAGUAAAGGCGGUCUGUGGGAAACGUGUACGUUUUUGUUGAUUGCUUCAUUGACAGCACACGUAGCAGCCUGACUUGUCACUCGAGACCUUAAGAUAGCGGAGAACUCGAUGCAAUCUGUCCUGUCGACUAUAUUGGGGAUUUAUUAAUAGACUGCCUGCGCUGCGGGCUAUUAAAUGAAGACUCAAGCAAGUUUUGCAGACUUCUAAGUCAAAAAGCCUUUGCAUUAUUGUACAGUUAAGGGGGUUAUUCACCGCGUCCAUCCAUUUUGCUUAAAAUUCAACAUCAUUGUGCUCCAAAAAGGAUUCAUUAACUCCCAUUUUGCUCAACACUGUUUUGGGUAGGAGGGGGAGGUUGCUGGUUAUAACUAAGAGGGAGCUUUUGCGGAGUGACGCACGUUAACUGGAAGUGAUGAUUUUUCACUUUAAAUAUGCCUUGACGUUUCCAAAUUUGUAUUGCUUAGUGUCUUUACUCUUAUAGAAGCGAUUUGCCCGAAAAUAUGGACAAAUCCGCUGCCCAAGAAUGCAAAAAUGCACUACCGGUUGAAAAAAAAAACGUCGCUCAAAAACGUCUUUGCUUAAGCUCCGUAAUAUCCCAAAACGUUUUACUGCCAUUGUAGGUACAUCACCAUGUUGUUUUAUUUGAACGACGUGGCAGAAGGAGGUGAGACAGCGUUUCCGUUGGCUGAUCGUGAAGACCAUUUACGAACCAACAAUUAUACAAGAGAUCUGAGUAGACAUUGCCAUAAAGCGAGUCUGGUAGUGAAACCUGUUAAGGGAACAGCUCUGCUUUGGUACAACCAUGUUCUAGACGAAAACACUGGGAAGAUGGGAGAUGUUGAUAAGCUGACUUUGCAUGGAGGAUGCGAUGUUCUUGAAGGCGAAAAGUGGAUCGCUAAUUUGUGGAUCAAUGCUCCUCGCGGAGAUGAAACUGUGUAG